Messenger RNA from Gossypium arboreum, 2912 nucleotides. RefSeq lists its product as uncharacterized. Gene Ontology annotation, molecular function: protein binding. Gene Ontology annotation, biological process: response to endoplasmic reticulum stress. The record is from RefSeq and is a predicted model, not a curated record. Lineage: Eukaryota; Viridiplantae; Streptophyta; Magnoliopsida; Malvales; Malvaceae. The coding region runs from base 245 to 2725 and encodes 826 amino acids. The transcript is spliced from 11 exons.
UUUAAGCGUGAAACUAUCUUGUACGGGUUAUGAAAAAUAAAAAGUCAUUUCGCGCUUCAUAAUUUGUGUCAGUUUUCCUUCUCCGUCUUCUGAACUUCCCAUCACCUCUGUAACUCCUUUCUCAAAAACAAUCAAUCCUAUAAACCCUAAAAUAGUUUUCUUGUAUGUUCCCACUCCUUUUCAAGCCCUAACUUUACCGAGAAACUAUCCCCGCUAUUUCAUUUUUCUUCUCUUCCAGUGCAGCAUGGGUGCUGGGAGGAAGACACAGACAUUCACUGCAAGUGAAAAAGCUCAGCAACAUCCUACUGUUAAUUGUAGCACAACUGCUAGGAAUCUUAGGAAGAGCAAUUUAGCUGGUGUUAUCUUUGGAUGCAAACAUAGUACAUUUGGAGAAUGUUUGUCAAAGCAAUUAUUUGGAUUACCUUCUCCUCAUUAUUCCUAUGUAAAGAACAUCGAACCUGGUUUGCCACUGUUCUUGUUCAAUUAUAGUGACAGGAAGCUGCAUGGUAUCUUCGAGGCUGCAAGCUCAGGACAACUUUCUAUCAACUCCAGUGCUUGGACCAUCGAUGGUUCAGAAAACACCCCUUAUGCCGCGCAGGUAAAAAUCAAAAUACAAAUGCGAUGCCAGCCGUUGCUGGAACGUCAGUUCCAACCAAUAAUUGCAGAUAACUAUUAUGAACGAAAGCUUUUUUGGUUUGAACUAGAUCAGGCUCAAACAAACAAGUUGAUAUCUCUGUUUUCCUCUUCUCCUGUAAUAACUAAUACUUUCCUCUCAAAGAAAACUGAAAAGAUGGGUGCUCAACGCAAAACAUUAAGGGCCCCCAAUGCAGAAUACAAUUGUGAUUCUGGGGAGAAUUCUACUUCAAAAGUGGAGGCUUCUAAUAUGAAUCUCGCUAGCGUGGAAGAUUCCUCUUUGAAUCCUAUUGUUGGACUCUCUUUUUCUUCUGUGGUGAGAAAUAUGAAUGUAUCUGAUGGUCAUAAAUCUCGGCCUAAUGUAGGGCGGUUCACUUGGAAAGAUAAUGGUUCAAGAGAAGAAAGGCAACUGUUCUCAGGUUCAAUUAACAACGAAGUUGCAUCAAAUCCUAAGCAGGCUGUUGGGAACCAGAUGUUAAACUGGGAUAUCUCCUACUCUUGUGUUGCAAGACAUUCACAAAAAAAGUGGAGUGCUUUUUUCAAAGAGGAAACUGGUUCCAAUUCAACAAAGGAAGUUGAAGAAUUCAAUCUACCAGCAUCUGAAGUGAAUGUUGGUCAGUUCAAUGGAGAACUGGAUGCUCAGUGUCUUCCAGAUUGUUUGGAUGAAAGUAGCAAGGAUGCAGAAGCUCCAUUAAACCUAGAGGAGGUUCAAGAAUAUGGCAAAGUUGCAAGCUCAAAACCAAAUUAUGAAGCCUUUUGUUCUUCUGUGUUGAUAGAACCAAGCACUUCUUACCUUCAUUUGGAAGUUCCUAGAGAGGAAAACCUCUCAGAAUUACCCACGGAAGGUACAUUGUUCAAAUCAGAACAUGAGGAGUCUUUGCUUCCAUGUGUUCCGAGAGAGAUUGUACCAACACAUAAUCAGUCAGAAGACACUGAAGAUCAGUUGACUAAUCUCUCUCUUCCAGAAUUAGCAUUGGCCUCCAAGAUGAACUCUUCUUGCAUUCACUCCACAGUGGCCAAGUUGGUUUUUGAAGUGGGGGAGUUGAGGUUGUCUCAGUUCAAGCAAGCUCAAAAGGUCAAUUCUUUAGAGGAAAAACUGGUUGAAUCAAGAUUAGAAAUCCAACAGUUGAAAAACAAGUGCAGGAUGUUGGAAAUUGGGUUCAAAUCAAGGUGUGUUGAGGCGGAUGAUUUUGAAGAAGAGAAGUUUCAAUUAGUGGAUGACCAACCUCAUCCAGCUUAUGAUGCAUCAAUAUGUAUAGUCGGAGGAUUUGAUGGUUGUUCAUGGUUAUCUUCUUUGGACAUCUACUCUUCUUCUCAGGACAUGAUGAGAACAUGGACUACAAUGAGCUUUCCACGAUCGCAUGCUUCGGCAGCAAAAUUCAGUGAUGCAUUGUAUAUUUUGGGUGGCGUAGAUGGUAAUUUAUGGUAUGAUACAGUUGAAUCAUACAACCCGCUAAGCAAUCAGUGGACCACUCGCCCCCCAUUAAAUCAAAAGAAAGGGAGCUUUGCUUUGCUUCCUUUAGAGGAUAGCAUGUUUGUUGUUGGAGGUGGAAAUGGAGUUGAAUGUUUCUCAGAGGUAGAGAUGUUUGAUCCAAACAUUGGAAAGUGGAUGCCUAUUCAAUCACUACUGCAUAAGAGAUUUGCUCCGGCUGCAGCAGAAGUCCAUGGGAUACUUUAUGUUUCUGGAGGAUACAACGGAAACAGCUAUUUGAAAUCUAUAGAGAGAUUGGAUCCUCGGCACCAUGCAUGGGAAAAACUUGAGAGCAUGGUCACAAAGAGAGGAUCUCAUUCAUUGGUUGUGCUCAAUGAGAAGUUAUAUGCUAUAGGUGGAUUUGAUGGAAACAGAAUGGUCUCAACAGUUGAAGUCUUUGAUCCUCGUGCUGGUUCAUGGAUGAUGGUAGACUCCAUGAACAAUUCAAGGGGAUGUUUUGGCACUAUUGUAAUUGGAGAGGAAAUACAUGUUAUUGGAGGGUUGCGGGAUGAUAAAGAAGUUCUGGACAAGGUGGAGUGUUACAAGGAUGGUGAAGGGUGGCAAGUCAGUAAUUGGAAGGCCAUUGGAAAAAGAUGCUGCUUCUCCGUUGUCCUUGUAUAAGGAUCUGAUGUGCUCGUCUUUGUCGUGCAAGCUAUUAGUGCUUUAAAAUGUUUGCUUUUUCAUUUUAAUCCAGCAAUCAUACUAUAAAAAACCGAGUGUUGGGAGAUCAGUUCGAAAAUAUAUUUUGAUUUUUAUUCGUUUAUGUUUGUCAAACUAAACUCACUAUUAGUGCUUUUGAUUCCCCGCA